Messenger RNA from Anoplopoma fimbria (sablefish), 4906 nucleotides. RefSeq names its product solute carrier family 9 member A6a (gene slc9a6a). Gene Ontology annotation, cellular component: recycling endosome; membrane. Gene Ontology annotation, biological process: sodium ion transport; regulation of pH; proton transmembrane transport. The transcript has 16 exons. Gene Ontology annotation, molecular function: sodium:proton antiporter activity. The coding region runs from base 100 to 2181 and encodes 693 amino acids. Lineage: Eukaryota; Metazoa; Chordata; Actinopteri; Perciformes; Anoplopomatidae. The record is from RefSeq and is a predicted model, not a curated record.
UCUGCUCUGUGCUCUCUCCCAGUUCGUGAAUCAUAUUAGCACAAAGUUUGCUUCUUUAUCUACGACGACACUGCAGCAUUUGACCGCCGAGUAGCUGCAAUGGUGUUUAAAGUGACUGUCAACAAUGCCUGGAGGGCAACGAGGACGCUGUGGCUGUUCGUGCUAGUGAGUCUGUCCGUGAGCAUCUGUGUUUGCAGAGCAUCUACACCGCAGGAGGAGGACAGUGCCAUGGAGAACAUCGUUACGGAGAAAAAGGCUGAGGAGAGCCACAGGCAGGACAGCGCGGACCUGCUCAUCUUCAUCAUGCUGCUCACCCUCACCAUCCUCACCAUCUGGCUGUUCAAACAUCGGCGAUUCAGGUUCCUGCACGAAACCGGACUGGCGAUGAUUUAUGGCGUACUUGUUGGCGUGGUCUUGCGUUAUGGCAUCCACGUUCCUCGGGACAUUAGCAACGUCACCAUGAGCUGCCAUGUUAAUGCCAGUCCCGCCACUCUUCUGAUCAAUGUCAGUGGCAAAUUCUACGAGUACACUCUGAAAGGAGAGAUCGGUGCCAACGAGGUGAACGACGUGCAAGAUAACGAGAUGCUGCGAAAGGUGACCUUUGACCCUGAAGUGUUCUUCAAUAUUCUCCUACCACCUAUCAUCUUCCACGCUGGCUACAGCUUGAAAAGGAGACACUUUUUCCGUAACAUGGGAUCCAUCCUGGCUUAUGCCUUCAUGGGGACAGUUGUCUCCUGUUUUGUUAUUGGGUUGCUGAUGUACGGCUGUGUGGUGCUAAUGAAGCAGGUGGGACAGCUGGCUGAAGACUUCUUCUUCACUGAUUGCCUGUUCUUUGGAGCCAUUGUCUCUGCCACCGACCCUGUGACGGUACUGGCUAUCUUCAACGAGCUGCAGGUUGAUGUGGAUCUGUACGCUCUGCUGUUUGGAGAGAGUGUGCUCAACGAUGCAGUGGCCGUAGUUCUGUCCUCGUCUAUAGUAGCUUACCAGCCACAAGGGGACAACAGUCACACGUUUGAGGUCAUGGCGAUGCUGAAGUCUUUUGGGAUGUUCCUCGGAGUCUUCAGCGGCUCCUUUGCUCUGGGAGUGGCCACCGGGAUCGUCACUGCUCUAGUGACUAAGUUCACCAAGCUGAGGGAUUUCCCGCUGUUGGAGACGGCUCUGUUCUUCCUCAUGUCAUGGAGCACAUUCCUGCUGGCUGAGGCCUGUGGCUUCACAGGCGUGGUUGCUGUGCUGUUCUGUGGCAUCACUCAGGCUCAUUACACCUUCAACAAUCUGUCCCCUGAUUCCCAGGACAGGACCAAACAGCUGUUUGAGGUGCUAAAUUUCCUGGCAGAGAACUUCAUCUUCUCCUACAUGGGUCUGACCCUGUUUACCUUCCAGAGCCAUGUCUUUAAUCCCAUGUUCAUCGUUGGAGCUUUUGUGGCAGUGUUCCUGGGAAGAGCUGCGAACAUCUACCCUCUCUCGUUUCUUCUUAAUUUGGGACGACGCAACAAGAUCAGAUCCAACUUCCAGCACAUGAUGAUGUUUGCGGGACUGCGAGGCGCCAUGACCUUUGCCCUGUCCAUCAGGGACACUGCGACAUACGCCCGUAAGAUGAUGUUUUCCACCACUCUGCUCGUGGUGUUCUUCACAGUUUGGGUUUGUGGAGGUGGCACCACCCAGAUGUUGUCCUGCCAGCGUAUUCGAGUGGGAGUGGACGCUGAUCAAGACAAUUCUAUGAGUAUCACUGACGGCUCAGAGAGAAGAAGCACCAAACAUGAAAGUGCCUGGCUUUUUAGAAUUUGGUACAACUUUGACCACAACUAUCUGAAGCCCAUCCUGACUCACAGCGGCCCCCCUCUCACGGCCACGCUGCCUCCCUGCUGCGGCCCCCUCGCCCGCUUCCUCACCAGCCCUCAGGCCUAUGAGAAUGAGUGCCAGUUGAAGGAUGACGACUCCGACCUCAUCCUGACAGACGGUGACAUCAACCUGACCUACGGCGACAUCACAGUCAGUACAGAUGCCUCAGGUUCCCACACGAGCGGCGGUCCAGCCUUAGCUGGCGGCGCCACCUCCGAUGACUUGGACAGAGAGUUGACGUACGGAGACCACGAGCUGGUGAUGAGGGGCACACGCCUGGUGCUGCCCAUGGAUGACUCUGAGCCGCCCUUUAUGGACCCCCACCACCGCUUGAGGAUGUGAAGAUAGCCUCUCAACGCAGACCCAGAAAACCGUCCGACUCGCACUGACCCGAGCUAUCGAGCAAACGACCAGUACCUGACACUCCUUCUUUCACUCCUCCACUUUUUAUUCCCUUUUGCUCUUGCCUCAUUCCUCUUUUUUCCCCGCACAUUUCCUCACCGUUACAUUUCUCACUUCCUCUAGUGGCAAAUCACUGUCUCUACCUCAUUCUCGCUCUGCUCGUUUCCACACCUCUCUGGCAUCUGCCAUAAUUGUAAUAUAGUCUUUAUUUAUUUGCAGUUUUUUGUUUUUUUUCUUAUUCAAUUGAAAAUCUGUUUCUCUUAGUUUUGCUUAAAGCUGUGUGUCAGUCACCAUACUGUAGCAUUGCACAGAGGUCUAGCAGCAUGUGAUAGUGUGUAAAUGCAAAUGUCGCUGUACAGUAUAUCACAAAAGUACUAUAACUUUUAUCUGCAUGCUGAGGAUGCUUGCUGUUUUUCUUCGUAUGGGAGGUCGAGGGCUUUUGUAUUUUGGGUCUGACCGUGAAUGUUGCUGCCUUCUCUCUGCGCACCAGAGGCAUGCUGACCCAGUGGACAACUUUACUGUACAUUUUGUUACAAUCAAGUGCCUGGGAAUUGUAGUUUUAAGCCUGGCAACCCAUACUGGAUCAGCUCUUGGAAGCAAAGCCAGUUAAGGAUGGGCUGUAGUUUUCCUUUGUAAAAAAAAAAAGACAAAAAACUAAACAGACACCUCUGUCCAUAAGGUAGCAAUAUACUCAGUGGGUGUUUGGACUGUCAGUUUGUGCUAUUUGCCUGUAAAUAUUGUUUAACAAUGUGAUGCCACUGAUGCAGUGUAACCUGGCAGUGAAAGUUGUGGAUCUCUUCCAAUGACCUUUGACUGUGACAUAGAGAGGGACACUACACCUUAUUUUAGACGCUAAUUUUAGGGCUGUUGUUCCGAAUACGAGAUCCAAAUGAGUUUAAGCGGAGAAAGAUUAGUGCCAUUUUUGACCUGCAUCAUGACAUUUUGUGAAUACCGAAUGCAGACGACCUUAAAGUGUUUUGAAUUAUUUUUUUGCAACAGAGCUUGAGUCACACAUUUGUCAUACACAUUUAGCUUUGAGCAUACAUUUUCUAUUACAAUCAUGCAUUAAUGUUGAAACUUCUCAUUAAAUGAACCUGAAAAACACAUAGACACAUGACCUUGACUCUAAAGGAACUUGUUAGUGGUAAGAACACUAGUGAAUUUGUGAGUAAAAGUUCUGCAAAUCAGAAAAAUGAUUAUCUUUCCAAAUUAUGCAACCAAUUAUUAUUCUAUUAUCAAUGAAUCUACCAGCUAUUUUCUGUGUAAUUGAUUAAUAUAUAUAAAUAUCUUGUUUUAUCUGAUCAAUAGUUGAAAACCCAAAGAUAUUCACUUCAUAAUCAUGGAAGACUAAACAAAAAAGCAAAUGUUUACACGAGAAAGUGGACGCGGUGAACAUGAGGCAUUUCUUCUUAAAAAAAGACUUAUUCAAGUAAUCAUUUAGUCGGUUGAUAAACAGCAAUUUUGAUAAUUGAUUAAUUGUUUGAUGGUCGUAGCCCAAGAUUUCAUACAAUGAGGUCCAUAAAAUAUCAGUGAAUAAGACAGGAAGGCCACUUAAUGAUUAUUCUAAUCAAUUAAUCGCUGAUUUGAGCAGAUAUUUAUGCUGGUACUGUGGCAGUUCAUCAUUAUGAGAAAUGCCAGAAUAGAAAACAAUGGUUGGAGAUCUGCUUUUCUCUGCUCCACCCGAUAGUUUCCUUGAGGGUCAAUGGAUUGAUGGUUAAACAGGAGUAUAAUAUAUUCAGAAUUAAUUGGAUGUAUGACAUUAAACUCGUAGUCUUAUGUCAGUGUGGGUGCACAAGAAGUAACGGAAGAGUUUUGUGAGCUCCUUUGUGUGCAGAAUAUAGCAGCUGUUAAUGUGGUUAUAACAGGAAGCGUUGAUAGGUUGUCACCGUGGCAACGCAGUGUUGAUGUGGACAGAUGCCAGAAAACACUUAGAGCCCAGUUACUUAGUUGAACACAACAGUUUUGUGGUUCAUCAUCUUGGUGAGCCGAAGAAAUACAUUUUGGUUGCAUGCGGACUGGAUGCAAGAGAUGAUGAUGAUGAUGAUGAUGAUGAUGAUGAUGAUGGAGUUUCAGAAAAGAGUGAAAUAAAUAGAUGAUGACAGAGAGAAUUGGAGGACGGAUAGUUUGUGAGUGUGUUCGUGUGUUUGGCACGAUACAGAGGUGGAAGGAAGAGCAGAUCUUUAGAUAUCUCUUUUCCUUCCACGGUUAUCUUCUGCUGUGCAGGAACUUGUUAUUGAAAGUAUUCACAUUUUUUUUAUCAGGCUCUCUUCUUGACACCACAUCGUCCAGGAAAUGAUUUAUUCUUUCUACCAUUUUAUACUUUUUGUUUGUUCCAUUAUUUGAUUAUUAUUUUUGUUGAAGGAAAACAAAGGAUUGAAAAUAAGUUGAAUAGUUGAAAACUGAAUAAUUUGCACUCAUCCAUUAAGAAUGUUUUAUUGUUUGGCUAUGAUGUUUUAUCUAACAGCUGCUUUUAUAUUAUUUACCUUUUUAUGUUCUGGAAAGUCGUGGAAAAAAACGAGCAAAUUCAUGUCAGUUUAAUGAAUCUUGAAUGAUUGCUAAGUUGGUUUAUUGAUGAUUCUUUGUUAAGAAUCAAGUCCACAUUGCAGCGGCAGCCGAGAUGGUUAAGAGUCCUUUUAUACUGCUGUUUCAUCUCAUCACUUCACCA